Plodia interpunctella (Indianmeal moth) is the source of this 3845-nucleotide messenger RNA. It is a transcript of the gene HisRS, whose product is annotated as Histidyl-tRNA synthetase. Gene Ontology annotation, molecular function: histidine-tRNA ligase activity; ATP binding; RNA binding. Gene Ontology annotation, biological process: mitochondrial translation; histidyl-tRNA aminoacylation. The record is from RefSeq and is a predicted model, not a curated record. NCBI's taxonomy places the organism in Eukaryota, Metazoa, Arthropoda, Insecta, Lepidoptera, Pyralidae. Gene Ontology annotation, cellular component: cytoplasm; mitochondrion; cytosol. Bases 259 to 2070 code for a protein of 603 amino acids. The transcript has 9 exons.
CGUGUCUUUUUCUAUCUUUGGUUGCCUUUUGCAUGCAAUGCAUGCUUGGUUGCUUGCAUUGCAAUACAGCCAACUUGCAACUUGCAGUCUGUGGUGUUGUGGUGUUUGCAAUAGUGAAACAGAAAAUGAAAGGCAUAUCGAAAGGCUAAGUUGCAAUUACCUCUGACACUGGAGCGCUCUUACAUAUAGUAAUUCAUUCUAAGCGAUUCUAAGAGACGGACGUUUUAUUAAUUUGUAUGUUAGCCUAUUGUAAAUGCUAUGGCAGAAUCUCAAGAGAUAUUGUUGCAGAAAAUUAAAGAACAGGGUGAUAUCGUAAGAAAAUUAAAAUCAGCGAAAGAAUCUGGUGAAAAGGGGAAGAAGAUAAAAGAAUAUGACCUCAGUGAAAUAGAUAGACACAUGUCUCAGUACAGUUACAUUUGUGGUUAUGUGCCUAGUAUUUGUGACGUUGAAUUACACAAAAGUUUAGGAAACAAUAUAGAUUUCGAAAGUUAUAAAUAUAUCAGGAGAUGGUGGUACCAUAUGCGGAGUUUCAGUGAAUCUGAGAUUAAGUUAUUCAAUAGAAAUGAAAUGCCUAAGAGUAUUUAUAAGCAGAAUAGUAAAACAAUUGAUGAACAGAUACAAGAGGAAGUAGCAAAGCUACUAGCCUUGAAAGCUCAGCUUAGUUCUGAGGAUGCUGCUCCACAGAAAUUCACACUCAAAACUCCCAAAGGCACACGGGAUUAUAAUCCACAACAGAUGACUAUAAGGAACAAUGUACUCCAGAAAAUAAUCACAGUUUUUAAGAAGCAUGGUGCUGAAUGUAUUGACACACCAGUAUUUGAAUUAAAGGAAGUGUUAACUGGGAAAUAUGGUGAGGAUUCUAAACUUAUUUAUGAUUUAAAAGAUCAAGGAGGCGAGAUCUUGUCCCUAAGGUAUGAUCUGACAGUACCUCUAGCCCGCUACUUGGCAAUGAGCAAGAUUUCCAACUUGAAGAGAUAUCACAUUGCCAAGGUUUACAGGCGGGAUAAUCCAGCCAUGACCAGAGGCAGAUAUAGAGAGUUCUAUCAAUGUGAUUUCGACAUCGCCGGCCAGUACGACGCCAUGGUACCUGACGCCGAGUGCCUCAAAGUGGUGACGGAGAUCUUGGACGCUAUAGACAUCGGCAAGUACGUGUUGAAAGUGAAUCAUCGGCGUCUGCUCGAUGGUAUGUUUGAGGCGUGCGGAGUGCCGGCUGAUCAGUUCCGUACCACUUGCUCUACUGUUGAUAAAUUAGAUAAGUCACCAUGGUCGGAAGUGAGAAAUGAGAUGAUAAAUGAGAAAGGAAUUUUGCCUGACGCAGCAGACAGAAUAGGCGAGUAUGUGCGUCUAAAUGGGAGUACAGAGCUUGUUGACAAACUGCUGCAAGACGAGAAGUUGUCCAAAAACAAAGCGGCCAUUGAAGGACUCAACGGCAUCAAGUUGCUGCUGGAGUAUUGUGAACUGUUUGGCGUUAAAGACAAAAUACUGUUCGAUUUGAGCUUAGCAAGAGGCUUGGACUACUAUACUGGAGUUAUUUACGAAGCUGUGUUAAUAGAGCCAAUUAAAAUUGGCAAUGAGGAGCAGUGCGUAGGAUCCAUCGCGGGCGGUGGAAGAUACGAUAACCUCGUUGGCAUGUUCGACUCUAAAAACAAGCAGGUGCCAUGCGUGGGCGUGAGUAUCGGCGUGGAGCGCAUAUUCUCGGUGCUGGAGGCGCGGCUGGCGGCCGGCGAGCUGCGCGUGCGCACCAGCGAGGUGGACGUGUUCGUGGCGUCCGCGCAGAAGAACUUCCUCGAGGAGAGGAUGAAGAUUUGCGCAGAGCUGUGGGACGCUGGCAUCAAGGCCGAGCAAUCAUACAAGAAAAAUCCUAAAAUGCUGAAUCAGCUGCAACACUGCGAAGAAAACGGUAUUCCCUUAGCUGUGGUUCUUGGAGAUUCUGAACUAAAGCGUGGCGUGGUCAAAAUCCGCAAUGUCAAAACCAGGGAAGAAUACGAAGUUCCUAGAGAAACACUCGCGCAGGAGCUCAAGACAAGGAUAGCUAACUUGGGGAAAGAGAUAAAUGGUCCGACUCGCUAAGGGAGGUUUUCUGAAUACCGGACACAUCAGACGUGUUAGGUCCAAAGAGUCCAAUGUUGUGUUGCUAUUGGUCAACAUUUGACACAUCUGGUCAGUUAUAAAAAUCAAAUAAUUGUGUUGCAUCACAGUCGAUUCACUAGUUGGUUCUUACCAAAAACAAAGGAAAUUAUAGACAAAAAAGUAGUGUAACCAAAUGAGAUAGAAUAUUUACAUACACCUUGCUUACCUCAUACAAAUGGCAUGGUAGGCGUUGUAAAUCCAAUGACAGACGCGCUAAUAUCUGGAGAAAGUUAUACAUUAAUUUUAUUGUAAUUACAGGAAAAAUUGUCGCUCUGUUACUUUUAUUGUGUAUUUCUAAUUUAAAAAAAAUUUCGUUUCUCUUGUAUCAGCGAAAAGAAAGAUAUGACGAAGUCUAUAGUUUUCUCUGUUUAUGGUCAGACAUUCUGCUAUCAAAUAACUCGUCAGAGGUACGGGUGGGUAACUUCGUUCUAUACUAAUUCGGCGACUGUGUAGUCAAUAUCAACGCCGAUGAACAACUAUGAAUUAUUAAACUGUGGUUGCAUUAUCUGACCAAUGCUUGACCUAUCGUAUAUUUGUCUGGACCUCGCUUAGCACAAUCUGUAUCUGUAAAUUGUCCAGAAAAUUCUUAUUAUACAGCUUAAUAUAUAACUAGAAUUUCCUGGAUUUUCCCGUUGUUUAUUAUUCAUGUUCGACAUCGUCAACAUUGUUGUUUCAUUUGUGACCUGAAAAUUGAAUGUAAACAUUGAAGUUUUUUGUUACCAUUUUUGCUAACUUUUUGCUGUAAACGUGGCUCAGUGGAUUUUCAGUAUUUUUUUUACACAUUAGUAAUAAUUUGAACUAUGUGAAGCACUAUGCCAUCGAUACAUAUUUUUGACGUUAGUAUAUUCUAUACAGAUUGAUUUGAUGUGUCCUACAUCUACUACAUAUAAUAUUUUGGAUUGUGGAUGAAAUCUAGAGAAGGUAAAUCUACAUUUUGAAGGGGGAAAGGAAUUUUUCAACAUUUUCAUUGUGACGUCAAACGUCGAAUCGUCGUCAUCAAAUUUUGAGAUAGCGUAUUGAAAAUAAUAAUAAUUGUUCUAUUAUAUUAAAAUUUAACGCGGUACAAGUGAAACAAGAUGUGAUACUUUCUGAUUUGACGAUUUUAUAAUCCGGCAUUUAUUUAGAUUUCCAGUGUUGCGUUUUAACAAGUAUUAGUAGUAGUUAAUUUAUAAAAAUCUUUGGUAAACGAUGUGAUAGUAAGUAAUCCUACGAGUUAUUUUUAAAAUACAUAAUUUUAAUAUACCUUCUUUCUUAUCAAGUUAUUGUUAACACUGGUGUCAUAUUUAAUCCAAGUUACUUAAAGGCAUAUGGCAACACUUUUACGAAUACCGCCACCUAGUGGCAGUAGUCGCAGAAACAUCAGGGAACUUAGCAAACCAGUGGUUAAACACACUUUAGUGGGCACUCGACGACACACAAGAAGAUUUAUUGUUAUAUCUGUUACAGCAGUUGUGUCCGACGGUGUUAUAGGAUAUUUUAUUUUGAUUAUCCGAGUGACUAUAGUACCUCAAUAACCGAAAAUUAAACUAAACAAUAAUACAAAAAAUGUUCAAAGGAAAUGGUUUUGUUUCUUUUAUUUAUUGUUAGAUAAAUUAUUUACAGUUAGGUUGUAGCUGCGUUUAAAAACGAGCAUUUUCUUUGUUUUAGUGGAAACAAUUUUAAUUAUUUGUAUAUGCGUGAGUUUAUUUAGCAUUAAUAAAUGGUUUUCAUGUGAA